CGAGGACGGCGGCGAAGCAUUGGGUGAAAAGACGCUCAAGCUAUUUGGUGUCGAGGAUGGCAAGGGCGUGUGGAUAGCAAUGCGGGUUGGCUCGAAGCAGGCUGCCGAGGAGUUGAAGGGCGUGCUGCGCAGGUGUUUGGAUUUGGGCGAGCGCGAGAAAAGUGAACAAGAAAAUAGCGAGAUAGAGGUAGCAUAACGCCCGUAGGCAGACUACUCCACGAGCCAUGAGAUGAGGACUGUCUUCUACCAGCUGGGCGAAUGGGCCUUGAUACUCAGCAUCUAUGCACUGCCGGGGACUGCUGUCUGGGACGGGGAAUCUCUUUGUUGGGCUAUAGCCGUCGUUUUGGCAACCUCUGCCGUAUGUCUCUACAACGCGGAGCGGCAUCGCUGGACGAGUCUUUUGCUUUAUAGGGUCGUCUUGCCUCAUUCUAUAGCCUAUCGUCGAGGCAGCAGCUCAUUCCUCGGUGCAAUCCCCUUCCUAUACACCUUUUUCAACCACGUUCGGCCACUUGGCCCAUGGUCACCCUCUGCAGCAACGCUUGUUGAACUGCUGGGCUAUACGUUUUCAGACUCGCUGAGGCCCUUGCUCUCGCUUCAGAUCCACGCCCUUGGUAAGGUGCUUGCUGGUACAUCACUCAAGGAGGUCGAGCUAUCGCUCAUCAGCCAGGCUUUUGCUGCCUUCACUUGGCGCUACCUUCAUCAAGACUGCACUUUUUACGAAACUUUGCUAUUCGGCAUGCUCUGGGGGCUGCUAGUUGCUUGCACAGCUGCGACACCCUUCCUGCAGCAGAGCAUCAAGCUGGCUAAAAUCAGGCCACAACAUCGGCCGAAGCAUUGUGCAAAGCUCAAGCUGGCGACAGCUGCAAAAGCAUACGUCGUCAUGGUGCUGGUCGUUCUCUUCGCUGUACGUCCUUGGCUUGGCAAAACUCUCGGUCAGGAUCCUUUCUUUUGGCUCAUAAGCUACUUGACCGUGCCUCGUCUUAUUCUGAUUGCCUACUGGCUUGCUGUCGCUGGCACUGGUGUCAUUGUGGUUAUUUACUUUUGGGGCAGCAAACCCGUUGGCGGUCUUUCCGGUCUUCCACGCAAUGCCAUCAAGCUCCUUGCACCGAAAGAUGACGAUGUAUUCUUUGAAGACGAGGAUACUCAGCAACGUCGAUCGCGUGCACUCGACCGACGUCGCAAGUUCUUUCACGGUCUAGUUGUCGUUUUGUUCCUGCCGACACUCAAUCGCGAUCCACCCUUGAGCUAUCUGGCACUCAGUCUCGCAACGGCCGCAUUCAUCUUCGAAGAAGUCAUCCGCGUUGCUGUGGUAGCGCCGUUUGGCAUUCCCAUUCACAAGUUUCUCAGUGGCUUCACAGAUACCCGUGACCACGCCGGCCACCUCGUCGUCAGCCAUCUCUUUCUGCUCCUCGGCGUUUCCGCGCCCGUCUGGAUCUCUCUGACGGAUUCGACCUCCCCGCAUAUUGCUCUUCUCAGUGGUGUCUUGACACUCGGUGUCGGUGAUGCAGCGGCAAGCAUCGUUGGCAAGAAAUUUGGCAAGCACAAGUACCCGGGUCUAGAAAAAUCUUUGGAAGGCACGCUAGCUUUUAUAGUCGCCGUCGCAUUAGGUGGGGCGAUUGCAGCGGCAUUUGGCUGGACGGGCACACCGCUAACUGCAUCGAGUCGAGCACGUUUUCUUGUGGGUGCAAUUAUGACUAGUCUGAUGGAAGGCAUCAGCUCUGAGAAUGACAACUUGAUUAUACCCAUGUACAUGUGGUGCUGGGUCUGGUAAGAUCACGUCUUUCAAUAAGUGGCUACACGUCGUCAAAAGCAAGCAAAAGUAAAUCGAGGAAGUCCAUCUGGCUGGACAUCUGUCUUUCCCUCAAUCAGCCGUGCUCACCGGGCAAACAAGCGUCUACGAUAUCGAGGCCGGGUAAUUUGAGCCAGUGCUCAGUCGAUAGUACUUACGACGGAUCAAUUUGAAGCUUGUCUCAACCGUUUUCUAGCUAUAUUUGGCUAUGCGACCUCAUGUUUCUUGCUUUUGGUGCUCCCGAAGAGAGAACGGCCCCCCAUUCCAAUUUCCAACCGUUGCAGGCGAA
This is a messenger RNA of Protomyces lactucae-debilis, 2078 nucleotides long. RefSeq lists its product as uncharacterized. The coding region runs from base 230 to 1771 and encodes 513 amino acids. Gene Ontology annotation, molecular function: dolichol kinase activity. Lineage: Eukaryota; Fungi; Ascomycota; Taphrinomycetes; Taphrinales; Protomycetaceae. Gene Ontology annotation, biological process: dolichyl monophosphate biosynthetic process. Gene Ontology annotation, cellular component: endoplasmic reticulum membrane. The transcript has a single exon. The record is from RefSeq and is a predicted model, not a curated record.